Aureobasidium subglaciale EXF-2481 is the source of this 2907-nucleotide messenger RNA. RefSeq lists its product as uncharacterized. The transcript has a single exon. The record is from RefSeq and is a predicted model, not a curated record. The coding region runs from base 68 to 2818 and encodes 916 amino acids. Lineage: Eukaryota; Fungi; Ascomycota; Dothideomycetes; Dothideales; Saccotheciaceae.
CAUUUUGCCAGCUUGCUGUGCAUGUAAUUGCAAAGCGACAGCAGGGCUCUUGCGCACGACCUGAUGAAUGCCAGUUGCUGGUGUUCUGUCCCUUGGUAGACGGGUCCAAUAUGCUACUCGAACUCGCCAUGCCCACAGCUGCUCAAUUGGCCAGCACGCCCGUCGCUCCUUCUUCAAUUCACGCCAUGUGAAGAGCGACAAUCUUCCAGCCGACAAGCAGCUUGACAUUCUCCGCAAAUAUGCCGUCGACGACGUCUCCCAUCGCUCUACUGCUCGGCUUCAGCUCCACACACACAAAGACAGCGAGACUCGGUCCUCUACGUGGAGUCUCUCAUCGAAUCCCAAGCACGAUGCCUUGAAACGCAUUGUCGCUCGUCACCUGGAACAUCUGGCUGCACUCGAGACACUGGACGAUAUAGGCCUUCCUCUGACUAGGCAAGAGCAAGCCACGCUUCAGUCUCUUGACUACAACCAUCAUCAUGUCGACCACUAUGCCAACAUCUUCUCCAGCAAGGACUCGCUGUUUGCGGCACGUCUACUGAUUGCCUCUCAUGCCCCUCCAUUCUUCGUCUAUCACGACUUCCUCGCUCGCACCCACAUUAGGCCCGAGGCUCUUCGUCUGCUCUUGGACCAUUUACCCGUGUGGGACCCUGACGCUUUCUGUGUGAGCCAUGAUCUUGUGACUCCCGUCUUCGAAAGAUUGCUAUACCAUUGCCGCCGUGUCUGGCCUGAUGCAAUCCCGACUAUGGCCACUUGGCUGACAAAGCAGUUGCGUCUCUCCGAUGCUCGGCUUACACGCAUAAAAGACUCUGGCUUGAACGGAGACGACAAUGAGCUGAUAGCCUACUUGACAAGUCGUUACAACUAUGCUUUGCGCCUGCUCUCCCAGCCCUCGCAUGUUUCGCCCUUCAAAAACAUCAUCUUUCAAGAAGCUGCUCAAGCCACAAUCCUGAAGCACAUGGCCGAUCACGACCCUGCUUUUGCUAUCAAUCGACAAGGUUAUCGCGCCGUCGCUCGCGUUCAACUGGCCGCUAAAAAGUCGUCCUCUGAGCGAGAAUGGGCUAGACUAAAGUCUCCAUCUUGGCCCCCGUGGAAGGAAGACCGUACGGGUAUGGAUGCUCAUAUCGGUCUUGACUAUGGAAUCAGCCGUGCCCGCCAGAUCCUGCUCAGGAUGCAAGAAGCCGGAUACCCUCUAAAGGACUGGGAUCGAGUUGCCAUGAUAUACGCAGGAUGGGAUACGGAUCGCAGUCCGACCAUCCAGAAGAGGAUUUUCCUAGACGAUCUGCCCAGGAGUGACAUUGCGAAAAGCCUCUGGAUUGCUCGAAUUAAGACGACACGUACUGCUCAGCAAGCAUGGGCCUGUUUCCUGGCUUAUCAGGACGAACAUCUACCAUUAGACCACCGCAUAUACCACGCCAUGUUCGAAGUCUUGAUACAGGAGCGUAAAAGAGUCAUGCUUGGAUCAGAAAAUAUUGGCCACGAAGUCGAUCGCGACGAUAUGGACCCGCUGUAUCCUGGUGAUACGAUGGAAAUCGGCUCGCCCCCGUCUUCUACUCAUCAGCUGACCUAUAUCCGUGCCGAGAUGCCUUCGGUACAGCAGCUCUACGAUCACAUGCGUGAGGACGGGAAGCAUCCUUCCGACGAUACUUUGACCUUGCUUUUGGAUAGCGCUGAGUCUCUCGCCGAGGGCUUGGUCUAUCUAGAGACUGGUGCUCAAGAUCAUCGCAUUGCUAUCAACGCCCUUUUGCACGGGUCCAAAGACUAUCAAGUUUUGCACAAACUGCCCGAUAAUCUGUUCACUGCAUACACGCGACUUCUUUGCCGGUUCCCUCACACUCCACUCGACACAGAGCUGAAAAUGCAGUGGCGAUAUGGCAGCAUUAUCAAGUCGAACUUCGAUCUUCGACAACCGCUAGCUCGUGCUCUCUACCUUCUCGUGCAGCAGAAAAGAACAUAUCUCCCUGCCUGGAAUUGUGUGUUUAGUGCACUGGCUCGAAGAAAUGCCCCAACCCUAGCUUCAAGCUGGCGUUCACUACAUCUUCGAGGCGAAGAGUCGCUGAAAGAGCAGAAUGAGUUGUACGACAAGAUCUUUGCUUUCAAUCUCGCCCGUCAGGUCAAUCAGACAAUGUGGGAGAACGACCUCACCUUGGAUGAGGAUGCUUUCCUAAAUAUCUGCAUAGUCGCUGAGCACGCUGCUAGCGCUGUACACACCAUCUUUCGUGAGUACGGGUACAGACAAGAGCAUGCUUCGGAGUCCACAGGUCGCCUGAUCACUCACGCAAACACCAUGUUCCAAGAUGGCCCGGACUGGAUGAAGGAGCAAUUCUGGAUUCUGACUGAAGGUGCCAAGGACUCCAAGUCCUCUAUGCCUAGAAUCGAGAGCUCUGCCGUGAAGUUGCCACAUUUGUAUACUAUUCCCCGUCCGGCCAUGCUGCACGCCUAUAUUCGUGCUUUGGGCCUGCUGCGCGACUACGAAGGGCUCAAGGAGUUGGUAACCUGGAUGGCCAGGUACCGUAAGGAUCUUGCCAAGCGCUGUGCUAUGGAUCGCAGAGGCCAUGUAUUGAUGCGGAGGGCACUGAUCGCACUACGCGUCUUCUUGGAAGAUCGAUGGGAGCUGUCAAGGGAGCUGGAAGAGAAUGCGGAUGAGGAAAUGGACGACGGAAUCACAUCUAGCGCGUCAGCUGAAAAUAUCGAGGAGAUCAAGGCGCUUGUCGAGAGUGUGCCACGAUGGGGUGGCUGGCCAUCUGAUGAGGAGGUUGAGAUGUAUGUUGAGAUUGGUCUUGACAAUGGCCGAGAAGAGCAGAUGUCCGAGGCUUGAACAACACUUGUAUAUAUAAUUCGAUUCCUGUAAAUACUUUGUGGAUGUGGGAGUGGAAGUAAAGAUUGAAUAUACUCUUUCGUCGUCAA